Molecule: messenger RNA, 1413 nt
Organism: Aedes aegypti (yellow fever mosquito)
Lineage: Eukaryota; Metazoa; Arthropoda; Insecta; Diptera; Culicidae
Product: kelch-like protein 13
Exons: 2
Coding region: 132-1274 (380 amino acids)
Molecular function (GO): protein binding
Source: RefSeq, a predicted model, not a curated record
AAUAGAAAACAGUAGGCCAAUGCUUCAGCUACAAAUCAUAUUUCGUCAAGGCAACCUAUGAUGCCGGAAAUUUCGUAAAUUUAUCGUGCUCCCAAUCCAAUCCUUCCAAUCAAAAACUCAACGUAAGUAAAAUGUCCGGCCGAAAGGAAGUUAAAUCCUUGCUCCAAUUGGGGUACGACCCGAACCACACGGAACACUGGGACAAGAUCGACUUCGACGACAAACUCAAUCACCUCGACCUGAUCGAUCAACGUUUGAAGAACUUCAGCAAACCGAACAUCCAGAUACGGAUCGGUGACACUGUUUUCGAUUGUCACGCGCUGCUGCUCCAGUGCUACUCGGAGAUGUUCGAUGAGUUGGACAACGAACGAGCUGUGCAGCUGCCGGAAGAAAAGGUUUCGCCGCAAGCAUUCCAGAUCAUCUACGAGUGGAUGCUGUCGUCCAAGGCGGACAUUCAGCGGGAACACUUUGUGGAGGUGUUUGUGGCGGCGGAAUAUCUAAGGAUCAAACAUCUCACCGAUCAGUGCUGGAUAUGUAUGGAUAGUACCGAAGCGUUGAUGGAAGAUCGUGCCUUCCUGCUGUACAUCGAAGCCGCACGGCAUCAGCAAACCAUUCUGAAGAACAUGCUCCUGAAAAGGAUUUGCGCGUUUUUUCUUCCGCUGGUAGCUACCACCGAGUUCACCCAAAUGCCCCUGGAAGACCUAUGUUUGCUACUGAAGUCAAGCUACAUCGGAGUAUUUUCCGAGACGGACGUUUUCUACGCGGCUUGCGUUUGGCUGCUGGAGGACUGGGAUAACCGACAUGAAUCCGUUAGCGACGUAAUGAACCUGGUACGGUUCGCGUUGAUUCGUCCAAGCUUGUUGGCUCAGUUGAACAGCUUCGAUGCGGACGAACGGAUUCACUGUAUCCUGAGGAACGAAACCACUAAGUAUCUGGUGGCGCAAGCUUUGAAUUAUGCAUUUUCGAGCAAUUCGUUCUCGGAGUUGCCGGUUCACCAUCGCAGAAUGAAACGCCUAGAGAUGCAGAAGCCUGCCGAUCGAACCUGGCUGGAAGAUCCGUGCGUUUCUGAAGAGGACGGUGAAUUGGGCGUUGUUUGCUUCGCAUUGGAUGACUAUGGGUACGAUGCAUUUCUGGAGCGGCUUGCCCAUUUGAGUAGGGAUCGCGACUGUUGGAAACGGUGGAAAAAGGCGGUUAUAAGUGCCGCAACACUCCUUAUGUCGAGUAUGAGUCAAUCCCGGAGUCCUAGUUACGAACGUGAGGAAGUUCUUAUGUAAGGAGAGCAAGGGCUGGUUGAGAAGCAUUUGCAAAAUGCAAAUUCUAUGUAUACGUUUAGCGAAAUUUGAGGCCAAUAUGUCACCUCUUUUUUCCAUUGCCACUAGUAAAUUAUUUCUCAUUUUGAGUUUUAAAUCUAAA